UGCUACCAGGACGAAUGGGUGUUGUUAAUUACUUUUAAUAUCAUCAGAAACCAUUCUGCUAUAGGCUUCAGCCCGGGGUAUACCGCUCUAUUAUCCCUCUGUGGUAGACCUAGAGUUGAAACUGGGUAGGCUAAAGAGGCGGCAUUGGCGAUUUGAGGGAAUACAAGCGCAAUAAUAAUGGAAAAAAUACAAGACCAAACCUGUCCUAUUUGUCUUGAAAACAAAGAAGAUUUAAGAAUGUUACCAUGCUGGCAUGUUGCUUGUAUGAAUUGUAUACUCAGCAUGGCACAACGUGGUGAAGGAAGAGCUGUGAAAUGUCAUAUCUGCAGACAAAUAUGUUUAUUUGAAAAUAUUCGUUACCUUCCCAAACCUUUAAGAUGUGGAUGUUGCAAUCAAUUCCUGAAAUGUUCAAAAAUUAUGCCAUGUUGUUCAAAACUGUACUGCGUCGAUUGCAUCACGAGGAAAUCAACAGAGAACGACGCUCAGUUGACUUGCCCAGGUCGUUGUCCACGCGAUUUCAACAGCGUCGAUGAAUUGCCACAAUCGAAGUUAUGUAGUUCGUGUCUCCACUUUCAUUCCGACGAUACGACAUUGGGUGAUUACUCAAUUUGUGCCAGAUGUGACCAGAAAGUACGGGAAGACAUAAGAUGUGCAUGUUGCAAUCAAUUCCUGAAAUUUUCAAAAUUUAUGCCAUGUUGUUCAAAAUCAUACUGCCUCAAUUGCCUCACGAAGAAGCCAACAGGAAAAGAUGCUCGGUGGUGUCCAGGUCGUUGUCCACACGAUUUGAACAGCAUUGAUGAAUUGCCACAAUCGAAAUUAUGUAGUUUGUGUUUCUGUUUACAUUCCGACGAUGCUUUAUUGUGUGGUCACACAGUUUGUGCUGAAUGUGACCAGAAACUACAGAAAGAAAAAAGGGGGUGUCCCUUGUGUUCGGCAGUAAAAAGUCCAGCGCCGAUACCGACGGAUCCAAUUCAGCCAGUCCAAGGCCAAAUUGAAAUAACCAUGGAAGGAUUGGAAAAUUCAAAUUAUCGACCACUUCAACAAAAUCGUAUGGGAUUUUUCGUUCCUCCGCACACACUAUCCUAAUUCAACAAUUGAACCGAUCUCAUGAUCAUUCCAUGAUACAGGAUCGGGACGAAUUGUUAAAAGCAUUCUGCAUUUACACAUGCGCCUUUGUAGCUGUGUAUUUCUAUGGAAUGAGUCUCAUGUUUUGGAUUAUCCUGGGAGCAUCAAUGCUAGUCACGAGACCUCAUCUCCUAACUGCUGCACCCAUUUGCAACCUCCUUGAAAUAGGAAUCAUGAUAUUUACUUUCUACAGCAAUUUCUAUCAAUUUAUCAUUUUUACCAUAAUUAAAAUAUUGUUAGUUGGACUUCUAGAAAUAAUGUACCGAAUCGCGUUUAAUGAAAUGGCCUUCUAUCAAAAACUUCUUCAUUCGUGGGUUGGUGCUGUAAUAAGGCUUGCCAUAGCUUUGUCCUUUUUUGAUGAGUUGUUCGUUCACUCUGUGCUGUCUACAUGGCUUGCUUGGAUUUUGCAAGAUAAAAUUGAGUACAAUUUACAAAGCAUACAAAUCUAAUGAAUAUCUUUGAUUUUGAAAUAAAUAUGAUGCUUUCAUUAAAA
Messenger RNA from Styela clava, 1618 nucleotides. RefSeq lists its product as uncharacterized. The record is from RefSeq and is a predicted model, not a curated record. Gene Ontology annotation, molecular function: metal ion binding. NCBI's taxonomy places the organism in Eukaryota, Metazoa, Chordata, Ascidiacea, Stolidobranchia, Styelidae.